Molecule: messenger RNA, 489 nt
Organism: Penicilliopsis zonata CBS 506.65
Lineage: Eukaryota; Fungi; Ascomycota; Eurotiomycetes; Eurotiales; Aspergillaceae
Exons: 1
Coding region: 123-329 (68 amino acids)
Source: RefSeq, a predicted model, not a curated record
AAGAAAGAAAGAAAGAAAGAGCCUGUUUGACCUGGUUCAAUGCAACAUGGCCUGUCAAUCCCCCCGUCCCUUACAUACCUUGCCUCUUAUAGAGCCCUGAACAAGACCCAGAAUACCACCUCAUGCAGCACGAAAAUGAGGAAGCUGCAAGCCCCUCCUCCCUUAUCCGCUCUGGCCCUGCGCACGCCAUCGGGUCUUCUUCACCACCUUUAGGAGGUAGUACCAUCUUUACCGAGGAAGAAGCCCAAGAAUUGAGGACACCACCGGAGUGGAUAUUCUUGCGCCAUCCAGUGGCGUUUCGAGCGUGUAAAUUGGCUGUUAGUUGCUAGCCCUAGGGGUACUAGCACUUUAAUGAUCCUUUGGGAAUGUUUGGCAGGUUCAGAAGCAUGGCAACCAUUGAUAAUCUAUAGAUAAAAGGUAAUUCAUUGGGUACAAGAUGGAAUCUGGCAUAGAUAAGACCAGGUCUGAAUGAGAUGGCAUCAAUUGGAG